AUGAAUCUCAUCGGGAAGCUGCGCAGAAGCUUCCGAACGCUGGUCAUUCUCCUGGCCACCUUCUGCUUGGCAAGCAUUGUCAUCUCUGCCUAUUUCCUCUACACUGGCUACAAGCAGGAAAUGGCCCUUGUGGAGACCACUGGACAAGCAGAGUGUGAGGACCUCAAGCUCCUGCCCUACAGAUCUGCGGAGCUGAGAACACCUAAGCCAAUUGAUCCCUCUAGGACUGAUCCCACUGUGCUCCUGUUUGUGGAGAGCCAGUACUCCCAGCUGGGGCAAGACAUCAUAGCCAUCCUCGAGUCCAGCAAGUUUCAGUACCACAUGGUCAUUGCACCAGCCAAGGGGGACAUUCCCCCUCUCACAGACAACGGGAGAGGGAAGUACGCAAUUGUUAUAUACGAGAAUGUUUUAAAGUACGUGUCCAUGGACUCGUGGAAUAGAGAGCUUCUGGAAAAAUACUGUGUGGAAUACAGUGUUAGCAUAAUUGGUUUUCAUAAAGCCAACGAGAACAGCUCCCCCAGUAUCAGACUGAAAGGGCUGCCAUUGCAGCUCUACAACAACGUGGCCCUCAGAGACUGCUCGGUGAACCCUCGGUCGCCCCUGCUGCGCAUCACCAAAGCGCCCAGGGUGGAGAAGGGUCCCCUGCCCGGCGAGGACUGGACAGUGUUCCAGUUCAACCAUUCCACCUACCAGCCCGUGCUCCUGGCUGAGCUGCAGCCUGCCAGGCCCACCCCCAGCACGCUGCCCAGGGCUGCCCUCUAUGCAACCGUCAUCCAGGACCUGGGGCUGCACGACGGCAUCCAGAGAGUCCUCUUUGGGAACAACCUGACCUUCUGGCUCCACAAGCUCAUCUUCAUCGAUGCCAUCUCCUUCCUGUCGGGAAAGAAGCUCACGCUCUCCUUGGAGAGGUACAUCCUGGUUGACAUAGACGACAUCUUCGUCGGGAAGGAGGGGACAAGGAUGAACAUCAAUGAUGUGAAGGCUUUACUAGAGACUCAAAAUUUACUGCGCACUCAGGUUGCAAAUUUUACCUUCAACCUUGGAUUUUCAGGAAAAUUUUACCACACAGGGACUGAGGAGGAGGAUGAGGGUGAUGACCUGCUGCUGAGAUCUGUGGAUGAGUUCUGGUGGUUCCCCCACAUGUGGAGUCACAUGCAGCCACACCUCUUCCACAAUGAGUCCUCACUGGUGGAGCAGAUGAUCCUCAACAAAGAGUUUGCAAUAGAGCACGGCAUCCCGACGGGCAUGGGCUACGCGGUGGCUCCGCACCACUCCGGGGUGUACCCGGUGCACGGACAGCUCUACGAGGCCUGGAAGAAGGUGUGGCACAUCCGGGUGACCAGCACGGAAGAGUACCCGCACCUGAAACCCGCACGGUACAGACGGGGCUUCAUCCACAAUGGCAUCAUGGUGCUCCCUCGACAGACCUGUGGCCUUUUCACUCACACUAUUUUUUACAAGGAAUAUCCUGGUGGUCCUCAGGAGCUGGACAAAAGUAUCCGAGGAGGUGAACUCUUCCUCACCGUUCUCCUGAAUCCUAUCAGCAUUUUCAUGACCCACCUGUCCAACUACGGGAACGACCGCCUGGGCCUGUACACCUUUGCCAACCUUGCCAGCUUUGUCAAGAGCUCCACAAACCUGAAGCUGCAGACGCUGCCCCCCGUGCAGCUGGCUCAGAAAUACUUUGAGCUCUUCCCCGAGCAGACAGACCCUCUCUGGCAGAACCCGUGUGACGAUAAACGACACAGGGAUAUUUGGUCCAGGGACAAAACUUGCGACCACCUGCCCAAAUUCCUGGUGAUAGGACCCCAGAAAACAGGAACAACAGCCCUUUAUUUAUUCCUUCUGAUGCAUCCUUCCAUUAUCAGCAAUCUCCCCAGUCCAAAAACUUUUGAGGAAGUUCAAUUCUUCAACGGCAACAACUACCACAAGGGAAUUGACUGGUACAUGGAUUUCUUCCCCACUCCUUCCAACGUCACCACCGACCUCCUCUUUGAGAAAAGUGCCAACUAUUUCCAUUCUGAGGAAGCUCCCAAGAGAGCUGCUUCCCUCAUCCCCAAGGCCAAGAUCAUCACCAUCCUCAUCGACCCCUCCGACCGCGCCUAUUCCUGGUACCAGCACCAGCGCUCCCACGAGGACCCCGCCGCGCUGAAAUUCAACUUCUACGAGGUGAUCACGGGCGGCCCCUGGGCGCCGCCGGAGAUGCGGGCGCUGCAGAGGCGCUGCCUGACUCCCGGCUGGUACGCGCUGCACAUCCAGAGGUGGCUCUCGCACUUCCCUGCCUCCCAGUUGCUCAUUAUUGAUGGACAGCAGCUGAGAAGUGACCCUGCUACUGUGAUGGAUGAAGUACAGAAGUUUCUGGGAGUCUCUCCUCAUUACAAUUACUCUGAAGCCCUAACGUUCGACCCUCAGAAAGGUUUCUGGUGCCAGUUAUUGGAAGGAGGGAAAACAAAGUGCCUGGGGAAAAGCAAAGGUCGGAAAUACCCACCAAUGGACCAAGAGUCCCGAGCGUUUCUGUCGAGCUACUACCGAGAGCACAACGUGGAGCUGUCCAAGCUGCUGCACAGGCUGGGGCAGCCGCUGCCCUCCUGGCUGCGGCAGGAGCUGCAGAAGGUCAGGUAG
Molecule: messenger RNA, 2622 nt
Organism: Cinclus cinclus
Lineage: Eukaryota; Metazoa; Chordata; Aves; Passeriformes; Cinclidae
Product: bifunctional heparan sulfate N-deacetylase/N-sulfotransferase 4
Exons: 13
Coding region: 1-2622 (873 amino acids)
Cellular component (GO): Golgi apparatus
Molecular function (GO): deacetylase activity; heparan sulfate N-sulfotransferase activity
Source: RefSeq, a predicted model, not a curated record